Messenger RNA from Pteropus alecto (black flying fox), 5543 nucleotides. RefSeq names its product zinc finger and SCAN domain containing 26 (gene ZSCAN26). The record is from RefSeq and is a predicted model, not a curated record. Gene Ontology annotation, biological process: regulation of transcription by RNA polymerase II. The transcript has 3 exons. Lineage: Eukaryota; Metazoa; Chordata; Mammalia; Chiroptera; Pteropodidae. Gene Ontology annotation, molecular function: DNA-binding transcription factor activity, RNA polymerase II-specific; RNA polymerase II cis-regulatory region sequence-specific DNA binding. The coding region runs from base 2477 to 4033 and encodes 518 amino acids.
UGAAAAUCCUUCUAAGGUCUCAUCCACAUGACUGUCCCAGCCGCGGGCCCCAGAACGCGGGGCAGACGCAGGACACCAUCGAGCUGCGGUCCUGGUCCUCCGGAUUUCCUAGAGCGGAGAGCGCGUGCGCGAGGAGGGAGCGGACCCCGGCGGAUCCCAGAAGGUGCUGGGGAGCGUUCGGCUCCUGCUGUGGGUCCCUAGCGGGCGAGUGGUGACUGCUGCGAGCUGCGGAGGAACUGCGCCCCAGGGCGAGGAAGCAUCUCGUCCCCUGUGGGCGCCGAGAAGCCUUUCGCGACAGAGGGCCGCUCAGACUGGGUGUCCGAGGCAGGAGGUAUCACUCCUGGGCCUGUGAGCCGGUGGAGCCGGAGCUGUGGAUUUCCAUCCGUAAAGCACAAUUUUAAUACGUAUUCAAGGUAAGCCGUAGAAGGUCCUAUUUGAGCAGAAACCUGAAGGAGGUGGGUUUUGGCGGCAUCAGCUUUCUAGGCAGAGAGAACAAGUGCAAAGGCCCUAAAGCGGGAGCGUGCUGGACAUAUUCGGGAAACAGCAGGGAGACCAGAGUGUCGGAGCACCGUGAACAAGGUGAAGUGUGUGGAGAUCGAUCUCGCAGAAAUCGGGGGGGAGGAGAGGCUGAAGAUAAGUGGGCAUUGUAUUGUGUAAGGAAUUUGGUCAUUUCUUGUGAAAGUUUUUUGGAGGAUUUUGAGCAGACGAAAAACAUCUGAUUUAUGUUUUAAAGCGUUUAUAGCUGGGAACUCAUGAUGAGAAUAGACUGUAGAGGGGCAACUAUGAAAUCAUAGAAAUGUCAAAGUUAGGAGACGAUUGCUAGUAAUUCAGAUAGGAAAUAAGAAUAUUUUAGACUAGUAUUAAGGUAGAAAUGGUUAGUGGUGGUCAGAUUAGUGAUCUACCAUGAUGGUAGAGCCAACAGGAUUUGCUGUUGGAUCAGAUGUAGGUUUUGAGAGUAAGAGAAACGGCAAUGGUAAAUUUAAGGUUUUGACCUGUGACUACUGAGAUAUUGGAGGAAAGAUCUGAGGUUAGUUUCAGGACCUCAAGUAAGUUACUUAACUCUCUAUGUGUCCGUUUCCUUCUCUGUACAGUGACCUUAGUAAUAGUAUCCUUCUCGAUAGGGUUGCACUUAUGCAUGUAAAGCACAUAGAAUGGUGAUGCCAGCUUGUUUUAUUAUGCCAAGACAUGAAGAGUGAAUGGGCAUUAAUGAGAAGAAAACUGGAACGUUGAAGAUGUUCCAGGCAAAGGAGUAAGAUGUGGAAGGACCCAGGAACAGGAAAGAGUAAUGCAAGUUUGAGGGACUGAAAGUUCAUUAGAUCAUGAGAAAAUUUUAAACCAUAUUAAAUAUUUUGAACUUGACCCUAACGGUAAUGAUGAGCCAUUAAAUGCAAUGUUCAUAGCAAAAACAUAGAAGCAGUUUUAUUUAUUUUGUAUCUUUUCCCCCUCAACAUUUUGAGGAUUUUCACAUCAACAGAACAGUUGAAAGAAUAGUGCAAUGAAUACUAUAUAACCAUAAUGUAGCAGCACUGGUUAACUUCCUGCUGUUUGGACUCUCUCUCUCCACAUUCCCCCACACACAAUUUUUCCUCCUGAAACCUUUGAAAAUAACUUUUAGCACUGUCUCCUGAGAAUAAGGAUAUUCUAUUACAUGAUCACAAAACUGUUCCCCACCGGAGAAAGUUCUCUGUCGGGAUCUACAGACUUCUGUAAAGGGUCAAGUAGGGCAUGUUUUCAGCUUUGCGGGUGGGAUGCAGGUGGCAACCAGUCCUACCAGGGUGGUUAGUGCAGAGCAGGUGUGACGAGACCUCAGCCAGGGGUGUAGCCAUGACCUGCAAAGCCUUGUACAGAAAUAGGCCCUGUGCUCUGUGUGGUCUGCUGGGCCAUAUCAUUCAUACUUAGAUUUCUGAAUGCUUCAAAACAUAUUAUUUGUAUCUUUUUUUUUUUAACUAGAGCCAAUUUUACAUUGCAUUUGCUGUGUUGCUUUCAUUUAGAACAGUAUCUUCCCCGUACCUUUUUAUUUUCAUUGAUUUGUUUUGAAGAGCUCAUGCCUGCUGUACAUGAAGUGCAUUCUGGAUUUAUCUGGACGUUUCCUCAUUGUUCGAUUCACGUUGAACAUUUUUAGUAAAAAUGCUGCACAGAUGGGAGGGCACAAGGUCAGUUGUUUUACUGCUGCGGCUUCUAGGUUUGGUCACUGGAUUAGGUUUGUGAUAUUUUCAUUUUUCCAUUUGUAAUUAACAAGCAAUGUGUAUGGAUUCAUCGAAACGGUGAGAAAGCCCUUUUCCCAAGUGGUUCUACCCAUUUGUGGCCUUUGAUUCCAUUAUUUCACCCAGGGCUACAAUAAUAGAUUUUUUAAAUCUAUUAUUCCUGCUAUGUUAGCUGUCAAGCUUGUGUGAAACACUUUUCUCAUUUUGUACAUAUGUUCCUUUUUUAUGAAUGGUUGUCUCGGACAGAAAAGAAACACUAUUAAUUAUGGGAAAUGUACACACCCACCAAAGGGGUAUUGCUAUUUUUACUGUUACCAUUGCUACUACUGCUGCUUCUGUGGUUCUUGUUCAGGCAUUUCCAGGAGCACUCCGAGGACGCGGCCCAAGGAGAGCUCUUCAGAGUGCAGCUGGCUGAGGCCGGGAUGGCGACGGCGUGGGGCAGUGCCUCUUCCCUGGCCACCCUGAAUCUGAAGAAAGAGGAUUGCCACUCUGCCUGGGGACAGGGAUUCCAGCUGCAGGGCCUUGGGCAGGAGCCGUGGUGCAAACAGUUCAGGCAGCUGCGCUACGAAGAGACCACGGGGCCCCGCGAGGCGCUGCGCCGGCUCCGGCAGCUCUGCCGGCUGUGGCUGCGGCCCGAGACGCACAGCAAGGAGCAGAUCCUGGAGCUGCUGGUGCUGGAGCAGUUCCUGGCCAUCCUGCCCACGGAGCUGCGGGCCCGGGUGCAGGGACGGUGUCCAGAGAGCGGGGAGGAGGCGGUGGCGGUGCUGGAGGACGCGAAGAAGGACACUGGAGUCUCAGCACAGCAGGAUCUAGAGCAUGCAGAGAAACAGGAUGUACUUGUGGCGGAAACAGCCCCUCAGGAAGCAGGGUCUGCGCAGCAGGUACCACCCGUGAGUGAGCUGCCAAAGCCUGGCCCGGAGAAGGGAGAGGAGACAGGGAUUGAGAAGGGGAAGCCGGUUGCAGAGACAGACUGCAGCGAAGGAGUGGGAUCGUCUGGGAAUAGAUCUGAGUCCACAGAGGCCCAUGAUGAGGGCUUGAACUUGGAAAGGCAGCAGGCCAAGGCCGAGGAGGAGACUAACUCCAAAUGCUCCAAACGUGGGGAGGGAUUCGUCCAGCACUCACACCUGAUUAAACAUGAAAGUGCACACAAGGGAGAAAAGCUCUGUGAAUCCGAAGUGUGUCAGAGCCCCAGUCAUAGUGGACGCCACACAGUCCACUCUAGAGAGAAGGGUCAUCGGUGUCAAGAGUGUGGGAAAGCUUUUCAGAGAAGUUCACACCUUGUCAGACAUCAGAAAACCCAUCUUGGUGAGAAGCCUUAUCAGUGCAAGGAGUGCGAAAAAGUAUUUAGCCAGAAUGCCGGCCUCUUGGAACAUCUCAGAAUCCAUACUGGAGAGAGGCCUUUUCUAUGCAUCCACUGCGGAAAGAACUUCAGGCGCAGCUCUCACCUAAAUCGACACCAGAGAAUUCACAGUCAGGAGGAGCCCUGCCAGUGCGAGGAGUGUGGAAAAACCUUUAGUCAGGCCCUGCUUCUCACCCACCACCAGAGAACCCACAGCCACUCCAGAAGCCACCAGUGUAACGAGUGUGGGAAAGCCUUCACUUUGACCUCAGACCUUAUUCGACAUCACAGGAUUCACACUGGAGAAAAACCCUUCAAAUGUGAUAUAUGCCAGAAAGCCUUCCGACUAAACUCACACCUCGCUCAGCAUGUGCGAACCCACAACGAAGAAAAACCCUAUGAGUGUAAGGAGUGUGGGGAAGCCUUCAGGCAGAGGUCAGGUCUUUUUCAACAUCAAAGAUAUCACCACAAAGACAGACCACCUUGCUGAGCUGCCCAUUCUUUGCAGGACAUCAGAGAGAGCACAUUAACAAGCAAACAGCACUUGAGGAAAAGUCAUUCUAGCCAACUCUAGCAUCAGAGAAUUCUUGGGGCCAACUGGAGACCAUCUAUCCCCAUUCUCUGUUUUGUUUUUCUUGAAGUCAAUUUUGGGCCACAAUAAUUUGACCUUUGAUGACACUGUGGGUUUUUUACCGUAAGGUUUCUCAGAGCCUUUAACAUGGUGAACACAAUGAUGCAUCUCCAGGUGGCAGAGCCUCAUGAUUGAGUGAGGGCACUGAAGUCAGCAGUGAAUUAAGUGUCCAUAGAUUUACAAGCUUAAGCAAAACAAGAGCAGUUUGAUAUUUUUGUUUAUGCUACAGCAACGGAUGCCUAUAAAAUAAAACUAAUUGGUGUUUGAAAGCAUGCCACACUCAGAGGUGUCUCCAAAUGUGGGUUGAUGGUGACCAUUUCCCCACACUGGCUUUACCAACUCCCACCUUCCCCCAACCACAACCAGCAGAAGCAUUUGGGAGGCAAAGAUAAUCCAGUUUUACAUUUCCCACCCCCUUCCCUGCCAUGGUACCUCAUUGAUUCGAGGUAGAAAUUAAGGUUUCAUUUAGACUAGACAAGAGAUUCAUAAGUCAUUUGAAUGAACCAUGCUGAAUUAACCCAAGUAGCAGCUGUCUUAGGUGACAACUCCAGUACCAGUAGAGUGACUGCUGCAUAGACACGAUUCAGUAAAUGGGGAAAGGAAUUGGACUUUUUAAAUUUGAUACUGGUGAUAUGAUUUUAAAAAUGUUGCUGGUUCUAAAAUUCUUGGAAAGUCAAACAAUCAAUUCAACUUGGAGAUCAUGAUCUUUGUAUUAUGAAUACCAAAGGUCACCGUAAUGAUGAAGAGCAGUAAGCUUAGGGGAGGCCACUUCCAAACCUGUCACCAAGGUGUGGACCACCCCUUGCUGGUUGGUGGUAGCUGCUUAGCAUUGUGCUGUCUGGAGAAGGCUCCACAGUUUGUUGUGGGAACGGGAAGAUGGUGAACCAGCAUGGAUUUGCUAAGGGUUUGAUUCAGCUGCAUAUGGUUUAAAAACAAAAAGAGCAGGAGUGACUUUAUAACAGUUUGUUUUUUCUUAAAUAGAAAAGGCUGGCGACAAGCAGUCCAAGACUGGCAAGUGCUUCAGUGACAUCACUAGGGACCCUGGCCUCUGCUUUUCUGCUCCACCAUCCUAGUGCAUGCCUUCGGUCCUUAAGGUUACCGUAUGAUCUUCCAUGGCUCCUCAGUCUCCAGCCAUCAUAUGCAAAAUGUGGACAAAACACAGAGGGACAAAAGGAAGCUCCUCCCAAUUCAGUCAGCUCCCUUGGGGCAGUCUUCCCCAGAUGGCUUCAGCACUGUGUCAUAGGCCGAAACUCAGGGAAGGGAGGUUGGGAGGUGUGUCUUAUUCUGGGUUACCAUUUUCUGGAGGAGAACCAGAUCUGUAUAUGAAGCAGCAGUAACUUUAGAAAUUAAAGAAUUUCAUGGAAUGUCA